CAUUCUGGAGUGACGGUGCCUGAACCCCCUCCCAACCCAUUCAGCCAUGUUGGCCUGCUUGCAGAGAACGCAGAACCCCCCCAGCCAGCACCUGGCGUGUCCUAACAAGACCCUGGAGCCGCGUAAAUGUGAAGCCGUGGCUCCCACGCACUCUCCGCGGUAUCCCAGCCCAGCUGAACUGGAUGCCUAUGCCCAGAAAGUGGCUAACAACCCCCUCACCAUCAAGAUCUUCCCCACCAACAUCAGGGUCCCACAGCACAAGCACCUUAAUCGGACGGUGAACGGGUACGACACGAGCGGGCCGCGCUACAGCCCGUACCCCGUGCACGCCAGUGGCUACCAGGGCCUCUUGGCCAUUGUCAAGGCCUCCUCCAGCAAAGGUGUGGUGAAGAGCUUGGAGGGGAAGCGGACUAAGAUGUCCCCCGCCCACGUGGCCAUCGCCCCCUACCCGGUGUCGAGCACUUUAGCCCAAGGCCCCCCUUGCACCGGCCAGCUGAGCUUCCACAGCAGCCAGAAGCAGAUGGAGGCCCCAGUGCCCCCCAACAUCACAGUGGCCGCUUCGGUGAUCCCGCACACAGGGAGGAAUUUGGCGUUGCCGCAGUCCAACCUGCCCUCCAUCCAGAACAUCAUAUUCCAGAUCAAUCAGCAGUGUCAGGCCCAGAACCCUCAGCCGGUGUGCCAGGGAGUCAUGGUGACUAACCCCAGUCCCGCCAAGCACGGCGCCACCAACGGCUUUACCAGCAUGGCGACGGUGGGCGCCGCAGUGGCCUACGCGGGCGCCGUGCUGCCCGAUUGCCGCAAAGGGGCGGAGCUGGUGGUGGGCUCCACCCCCGGCACCGGGCUGGGUUCCAAAUCCGGCCUCUACCCAGACAGCAUGGACUACCUGCUUUGGCAGCAGAAGCAGCAGCAGCAGCUGCGGAUGUACAGUGCGGGCAGCGGGGGCGGGGGCGCAGUCAGCAAGUCCCCGGAAAUGUGCGCCGGGGGGGUCCUGCGUGCCUACCCCAUGACGGGUGCCGCCGACAAGGUGAGCUCGUCCCCUUUGAACUGCGUGGGCCUGCAUGGGAACUUCUCCAUGGGGCAGUAUUUUGCCCCCCCUUGGAACAGCAUCCUGGUCACACCCAACAGCGACUGCUACAAUCCCCAGGAGCUGGCGAACGGGCAUCGCGAGCUGGGGGUGCACCCCUCAGACGGGCUCCCCAGUUUGCCCAGUAAGACCCUCUGCAAUACCUCCAUCCUGAGCAGUAGCCUCCAGUCUCUGGAAUAUCUCAUCAACGACAUCCACCCCCCUUGUAUCAAAGAGCAGAUGUUGGGCAAAGGCUACGAAACAGUGUCCGUGCCGCGGCUCUUGGACCACCAACACGCCCACAUCCGCCUGCCCAUCUACAGAUAAGAGCCGCCGGCACCCUCUUCUGAACCGAA
This is a messenger RNA of Euleptes europaea (tarantolino), 1419 nucleotides long. It is a transcript of the gene FAM222A, whose product is annotated as family with sequence similarity 222 member A. The record is from RefSeq and is a predicted model, not a curated record. The transcript is spliced from 2 exons. NCBI's taxonomy places the organism in Eukaryota, Metazoa, Chordata, Lepidosauria, Squamata, Sphaerodactylidae. Bases 47 to 1390 code for a protein of 447 amino acids.